This is a messenger RNA of Diabrotica balteata, 465 nucleotides long. Lineage: Eukaryota; Metazoa; Arthropoda; Insecta; Coleoptera; Chrysomelidae. The record is from the annotation of a GenBank genome assembly.
AUGAUCGACGAGAUGAAGGACGUUAGUUGGGAUAGUGAUGCUGCUGCUGGAAGUCGCCAAUGGACAUAUCAAACCUGUACAGAAUUUGGUUAUUAUCAAACUUCCUCCUACAAACCUCAUAUAUUUGGCACCCGAUUCCCACUUAGUUUCUCCAUUCAGCAAUGCCAAGACAUUUUUGGAUCUUCAUACAAUGAAACUUUUCUAAACCAUGCUAUAGAAAGGACCAACGUCCUUUAUGGUGGUUUAGACAUUGAAGUUUCAAACGUUGUAUUCGUUCAAGGUUCAUUGGAUCCGUGGCAUGUUUUGGGAGUUACAACAACCUUAAAUGAUAAAGCUCCUGCUAUCCUUAUUAAAGGUGCUGCCCACUGCGCAAAUAUGUAUAACCCUUCCGAUGAUGAUACUCCACAGUUAAAGGCAGCUAGAGUCCAAAUAGAUGAAUUGAUAGGUACCUGGAUAGAUUUGUAA